AUGCAGACGGGUGUUGAUGAGGAAUUCGAUCUGUUCUAUUCUUUGUAUGUUUACUCGGCAGAGAUAAAUACCAAAGGCAUUGAGUUGGCAUAUGGGAAGAUCUCAAAUAUGCUCACAGCCAUUAUUUUCUCAAGCAACCGAUUUGAAGGAGAGAUUCCAGAAUCUAUUGCUAACUUAAGGGGGCUUCAUAUUCUCGGUCUUUCAAAUAAUUCUCUCUCAGGUCCCAUCCCUUCAUCCAUGGGCAAACUAGUGGCUCUAGAAUCUUUGGACCUCUCUAACAACAGACUCUCAGGACAGAUUCCUCCAGAACUAGCACAGAUCACUUUCCUUGAAUUCUUCAAUGUUUCAAAUAAUCAUCUCACUGGCCUCAUACCACAAGGGAAACAAUUUGACACGUUUGAGAUUGGUUCGUUUAAUGGGAACCCAGGAUUAUGCGGAAAGCCUCUAUCAAAACAAUGUGAAUCUUUUCAACCUUCACAGAAACAAGAUUCAGGCUCGCACCACUCUCUGUUUGAAAUAUAUCUGGAAAUAAUUUUGAUUGGGUAUGCAAGUGGGCUAAUUGUUGGAGUGGUCCUUGGAAAUAUCUUUGCUAAGAGAAGACGUGGAGGGUUGUAA
Molecule: messenger RNA, 615 nt
Organism: Mangifera indica (mango)
Lineage: Eukaryota; Viridiplantae; Streptophyta; Magnoliopsida; Sapindales; Anacardiaceae
Product: putative receptor like protein 25
Exons: 1
Coding region: 1-615 (204 amino acids)
Molecular function (GO): protein binding
Source: RefSeq, a predicted model, not a curated record